This is a messenger RNA of Rhincodon typus (whale shark), 2952 nucleotides long. RefSeq names its product phosphorylase kinase, beta (gene phkb). The record is from RefSeq and is a predicted model, not a curated record. Gene Ontology annotation, biological process: glycogen metabolic process. Gene Ontology annotation, cellular component: phosphorylase kinase complex. The transcript has 25 exons. Gene Ontology annotation, molecular function: calmodulin binding. Lineage: Eukaryota; Metazoa; Chordata; Chondrichthyes; Orectolobiformes; Rhincodontidae. The coding region runs from base 16 to 2631 and encodes 871 amino acids.
CAGGCCAGAUCUCAUAUGCCACCGCGCAUUGACGAUGAUAAGGGAAGGACUCAUGAGCUGGAAUAUUGUGCUGUUAAAUGCAUGCGAGGAAUUCUCUACUGCUACAUGCGUCAAGCUGAUAAGGUGGAACAUUUCAAACAACAUUCAGAUCCAUCAAAUUGCCUACAUUCUGUGUUCAAUGUGCAUACCGGUGAUGAAGUGUUAUCUAGUGAAGAGUAUGGGCAUCUUCAGAUUGAUGCUGUAUCUUUAUUCUUACUAUACUUGGUGGAGAUGAUUUCCUCAGGACUACAGAUUAUCUACAAUACUGAUGAGGUAACUUUCAUUCAAAAUCUUGUUUUCUGUGUGGAAAGAAGCUAUCGCAGGCCAGAUUUUGGUAUGUGGGAGAGAGGAAGCAAAUAUAACAAUGGAAGCACUGAACUGCAUUCAAGUUCAGUUGGUAUGGCCAAAGCUGCGUUGGAAGCAAUCAAUGGCUUUAAUCUCUUCGGCAAUCAGGGAUGCUCUUGGUCAGUGAUUUUUGUUGAUUUUGAUGCUCACAAUCGGAACAGACAAACCUUGUGUUCACUGCUUCCACGAGAAUCACGGUCUCAUAAUACAGAUGCUGCUCUACUACCGUGUAUUAGUUAUCCUGCAUUUGCAGUGGAUGAUGAUGCAUUGUUUGAUCAAACAAUUGAGAAAGUUGUUCGUAAACUGAAAGGAAGAUAUGGAUUGAAACGCUUCUUAAGAGAUGGAUACAGGACAGGAUUGGAGGAUCAUUCACGGCGUUACUAUAAACCGGCAGAAAUCAAGCUGUUCGAUGGCAUUGAAUGUGAAUUUCCUUUGUUUUAUAUUUAUUUGAUCAUUGACGGGGUAUUUCGAGAGAAGCCUGAACAAGUGAAAGAAUACAUGGCACUCCUUGAACCAUUGCUUCUCCAGUCAUACGAUGGCUUUGCCAUUGUACCAAAGUAUUAUUAUGUGCCGGCUGAUUUUAUUGAAGCAGAAAGGAGAGCACCUGGCAGCCUAAAGCGUUUUCCUAGUAAUUCUGGACAUGAUGGAAAUCUUUUCUUAUGGGGACAGGCCCUGUACAUAAUUGCAAAGCUGCUUGUGGACGAAUUGAUAAGCCCAAAGGAUCUGGACCCUGCUAGACGAUAUGUGCCCCCAAAGGAGCAGAGAAAUAUCAGCAUGAGGUAUUCCAACCAAGGUCUUGCAGAAAACGACGUCGUAGUUCACGUGGCCCUGAUUGCUGAAAGCCAGCGCCUGCAAGUAUUUCUCAACACAUAUGGAAUACAGACGCAAACGCCCCAGCAAGUAGAACCAAUACAAAUAUGGCCGCAACAAGAGCUUGCAAAGAAAGGAGAACACGCCCCCAGCAACAUCAAUGGAACUGAGGUUGAGAGGGUGGAGGGCGUCAACUUCCUCGGAGUGAUGACAACCGAUAACCUAACCUGGACUUCCCAUGUAGAUGUGACAGUCAGGAAGACACAACAGCACCUCUUCUUCCUCAGGCAGCUCAGGAUAUUUGGCACAUCCAUGAUGACCUCAACCAACUUCAACAGAUAUACAAAACCUGAAGAUGACAUCUCCCUUGUCAGCGAAGCUAUACUCUUGAGUAUUUUGCUGAAGCGAGAAGGGCCUAAUUUCAUUACAGCAGAAGGGACUGUUAUGGAUCGUUUGGAAAGAGUUUAUCAACGUUCAGGCAGAAAGAAACACUGGUCUAAUGUACGCUUCACUGCAAGUAUUUUAGGUAAACAAGUGGACAGCCUUGCUCCAUCAAUUACUAGGGUUUUAGUUCAGGGUAAACAAGUUACAAUAGGAGUGUUCGGACAUGAAGAGGCAGUGAUUUCAAACCCCUUGUCUCCAACGGACAUAAAGAAGAUUGUCUACUCUAAAUGCUCCCGGCAUGAUGAAAGGGAGGCGGUGCUUCAACAAGAACUAGUCAUUCAUAUUGGUUGGCUUAUUUCUAAUUCUCCAAAACUCUUCCAGGGCAUGCUGAAAUUUAGAAUUGGAUGGAUCAUUCAUGCAAUGAAACAUGAACUAAAGAUUCAAAGUGAGAAUCUGUCUGACGAUUAUGUGUACCAGAUGUCACCAAGUGAUGUCAAAAAGCUUCUUCUGGAUACUCUGCAGCCUGACCAACAUGACAGGUCAUGGAAAAACAGGCGUCAUCUUGAUGGCUCCUUGAAUCGUACUCCAAAGGGUUUCUAUGACAGAGUAUGGCAGAUUCUGGAGAGGACCCCUGAAGGCAUCAUAGUGACUGGAAAACAUCUGCCCCAACAGCCAACUUUAUCAGACAUGACCAUGUAUGAGAUGAACUUUUCACUCCUCGUAGAAGACACUUUACAAGACAUUGUCCAGCCUGAAUAUCGACAGAUCAUUGUUGAGCUACUUAUGGUUGUUUCUGUUGUGUUGGAACGCAACCCUGAGCUGGAAUUUCAAGGUGAAGUAAAUUUAGACAAACUGGUGAAAGAGGCUUUUGAUGAAUUUAAGAGAGACAAAAGUAGACUGGAGCAAGUUGAGGUUAAGGACAUGACUGAUUUCUACAAUACACCUCCAACUGGUAAGAGAGGGACAGCCAGCUACUUGAUGAAGGCUGUGAUGAACGCAUUACUUGAGGGUGAAGUUAAAUCAGGACCUGAUGACCCCUGUGUGAUUUGCUAAAGAUAAUGAGCUUCAAAAAUUUAUCUUUCUGAGAUUUAUGGGGUGAUUGCUACAAUCUUAUUUGCUAAAAUUAAUGUUAUAUAUAAUAGGUCAGUUUACUGGAUUUUGGCUUCUUUGCUGCAAAUGUAAUACUUGAUUGAUAAAUUCAGUCUUAGAUUCACUUAGUUUACAAUCUAGAAAUACAUAAAGGAGGUAAUUUAAACUGGGUGUUACUGCUUAUGUGAAAAAAGUUCUGUUUAACAAAUGAAAUGUUCAGCACCACUAUUCAGUGAGAGUGUCACUUUAUAUAUAGUUUAACUCUUAAUAAAUAUUUGGAAUUUG